AUGUUAUUUGAGCCACAAGAGCAGACCAAGCUACGGUGGAAGUGUGCAAAAGCCAAGGACAACAAUGCAGACCGACUAGAUGAAGAUCUGAAGAACCACUGGCAGGAGGAGCAGGAAUGUGCUCUGCACGCAGAGCAGACGUGUUUGGAAGACGACGCACACACCUUCAUAGAGCGAUGUGACAGACAUCCCCGCAACAUUGGCACUGAGGUCAACGGACACGCUCAAGUCCAUCGUGUGUCUGGUGCUAACCAGGCCUCUGACACUUCAAGGCCAACUGGGGAGAUCAUCGACAUCACCCAGGAAGCCGACAAUUCUGAUUGUCCUUCCCGGUGCCACCCACAGAGCUUGUCCGGUAUCACGGACAACACUGUCACGCGGCCAUGCAAACGUCGACGUCUCGACGUUUGCAACGACGACGUCAUUGAUCUCACACAAGAUCACCAAUCAGAGGUUUCAUUGAUCUGGGCAUAUCUCGAGGACAGCACAAAUCCCAUGCAUUACACAUUUGACAACUUGAAGAACACAAGGCGACCGUCGUCCUUGAUCUUCACUCGGUGGGGUCUGGGUCUUACCGAUCCAAUCAGCAUGUGGAAGAGCGCUGAACAGAAGUGGACCUUCAUGCACGUCGAGAAGGCGGUAGAUCUACCAUACUCUCUUUGUGCAAACGAGAGCCUUGUGUGGUGCAAAUGGAGGGUACAGGAGCUGCGGAAGCUGGACCUGGUUACGGACUCCAAUGAUGCAGAGGGCCCCAGGUGGCCUACUGAAGACAGCCUAUGGCAUGUGCAAGUUACCUCAACAUAG
Molecule: messenger RNA, 804 nt
Organism: Rhodofomes roseus
Lineage: Eukaryota; Fungi; Basidiomycota; Agaricomycetes; Polyporales; Fomitopsidaceae
Exons: 5
Coding region: 1-804 (267 amino acids)
Source: RefSeq, a predicted model, not a curated record